Messenger RNA from Paramuricea clavata, 1784 nucleotides. The record is from the annotation of a GenBank genome assembly. Lineage: Eukaryota; Metazoa; Cnidaria; Anthozoa; Malacalcyonacea; Plexauridae.
AUGAUGAGAACCUUGAAAAGUUUAUGGAAGCAACUAAGAGGUGAAACUUGGUUUUCAAUGAAGGUAAAUGUGUGUUCUCUACAAGAACUAUAAGUAUCCUCGGUAGCGUUGUUUCAAAGGGAGAAAUUAGACCAGAUUUAGAAAGGUUGAAACCUUUGUGAGAGUUACCCCCACCAGAAAACUCGAAGUCACAAAAAAGAUUUAUCAUAUUAUUCUCAGUGGAUUAAAGAUUUCUUGAAGAAGAUUAGACCCUUGUCUCAAAAUACUGUACUUCCUUUGCCAGAAGAAGCUCAUAGAGCAUUUAGUUUGAUUAAGGAGGUAUAGAAAAUGUUGUAGGAACUAUUGACAAAACUCUCCCUUUUGAAUUAAAGACUGACUCAUCAGAUCACACACUCUCUGCUAUAUUGAAUCAACAAGGACGCCCAGUAGCUUUCUUCUCAAGAACAUUGAACGGCCCGGAAUUGAAACACUCUGCAAUCGAGAAGGAAGCAGCAGCUAUAGUAGGAGCAAUACGUAAGUGGAAGCAUUACCUCACCGGAAAGCAUGUUAAGCUUAUAACAGACCAAAAGUCGGUUGCCUACAUGUUUGAUACUAAACAUCAUAGCAAAAUUAAGAACGAUAAUUUAAUGAGGUGGAGAAUAGAAUUGUCGAUGUAUAACUUUGAUAUAAUAUAUCGAGCGGGCGAGGAGAACAUACCAGCGGACGCUCUUUCAAGAGUGAAAAGUAUCUCUCUUACAAUUGAUAAGCUGUAUGAACUGCAUAGAUCAUUGUGUCAUCCGGGUGUGACUCGCAUUCUCUAUGUUUGGUAUGCCAACCUUUAUCCAUACAGAUCGUGGCUCGGGAUUUAUGGGUUCAGAGUUAAAGAAUUUUUUACUACAGAAAGGGAUUUCAACUAGUAGAACAAGUUACAAUAUAUAUAUAUAUAUAUAUAUGGAGAACAUACCAGCGGACGCUCUUUCAAGAGUGAAAAGUAUCUCUCUUACAAUUGAUAAGCUGUAUGAACUGCAUAGAUCAUUGUGUCAUCCGGGUGUGACUCGCAUUCUCUAUGUUUUGGUAUGCCAACCUUUAUCUAUACAGAUCGUGGCUUGGGAUUUAUGAGUUCAGAGUUAAAGAAUUUUUUACUACAGAAAGGGAUUUCAACUAGUAGAACAACAAGCUACAAUCCACCAUGUAAUGGGCAGGUUGAACGUCAGAAUGGGAACAUUAUGGAAAGCAUGACCUUAGCACUCAAGACGAAAGGACUACCUACCAGUGGUUGACAAGAAGUGCUGUUGGAUGCACUACAUUGGUACCUACUUUGUACAGCAACGAAUGUGACCCCGCAUGAACGUAUGUUUGCUUAUCUACGCAAAUCGACCAGUGGAAUCUCUGUGCCAUCCUGGUUGACAACCCCUGGUCCAGUGUUAUUGAAACGACACAUAAGAAAUUCAAUGUACGACCCAUUGGUUGAUGAAGUUGAUCUAUUGGAAGCCAACCAGCAAUAUGCUCAUGUGCGAUUUCCGGAUGGAAGGGAGGAUACAGUGUCGAUUAAACAUCUAGCCCCACCUGAUAAUGGGGAAGCUUCAGCUGACAGAGUAGGCCAAUCCCGUUCUGUUGGUUCUGCAGGAAACCAUAGAAAAGAAGUCAACCCAAAGCAAACCGGAGCGGAAAUCCAGUCACAAGACGUGGAAGGCAUCGAAUCGGACAGGCCAACGGACAGUACUCUAAAGGUUGAUCAUCAAUCCCAACCUCUGCGUCGAUCAGAGCGACAAAGAAGGGCACCCGAUAGACUAACAUUUAGUUAG